CUGCUGCACACGUACCUUCGUCGCAGCAGCGAACGAGCCCGCGACUCAACAACUCCGUUGGCCGUCGUCGUCGCCGUCGUCGUCUACGUACUCGUGCGUCAAAAUUUAACGCACACAUGCACUCACGCACUCGCAGACACUGUCUAGCUGCACAGCUGCGGACGACGCUCGCUUCUGUCUCGGUCUUCGUCUGCUCGGUCGCGCGUAUUUUCCUUCUCUAUCUUACUUAUCCUCGCUCCCUCUCUCUCUCUCUCUCUCUCUCUCUCUCUCUCUCUCUCUCUCUCUCUCUUCCUCCCGCGCGCUAUACUAAACGACUAUAUAUACAUACCUAUCCUAUCCUAUAUACCGUACGUGAGUCCCGCUCGUCGGGACCUAUAUAUUGUCGAUUAGAUAUACAUGCAUAUAGCGGUGCGUGAAAAUGUCAGUUCAUCGCAGCAACUUGCUUGUGUAUAGGUAUAUCUACGCCGCCACUGAAGAAAUGCUUGUUGUUUGGACGCGUGCAUCGGCGAAAGUCGCCGCGAGAGACGUUCGAUAAAUUCGUGCGAAGUAUAAGUAUGAUGGGCGCUGCGGGCGUCGAAUUUCACCUAGCGCGAUUUUUUGAACGUAAUUCUCUCGCGGCGACUUUCUAAAAAUUAAUGUUUUAGAAACUGCUGCGGCGACCUUGCGAAUUACGUGUUAUUGUUUUUAUCAUAUAUUGCAAGGAAUAUUCUUUGGAUCGUAUGACCAAAUGCGUGUAAUGUUACUGAUAAAUAUAACUUGCCUUCAAGCGUCAAGGAAACUGAUAAUAUACGAUGGUGAUUGGCAACUUUUUCAAGACUUGAAUAUGCGAAUCAGCUAAUUAUAAUAAUCGCGCAUUACUUAUAAAUGAGCGGCAUAUAACUUGCAUUCCGAUAAUCUAAUUCGAGUAUUUACGUGUUUACACAUUCGAACAAUAACAAAGUUUGUCUAUAUAUUAUACUCUCAAAAGAGUAACAUUUUACUUCUCACCGUUAAAACGUUCAAACUAACAUUGUUCCAGCUUCCUCUUCGAAACUUAUCGAACAAGUGUCACAACCACUAUCUUUUUUAAAUCUCAGUCUGAACACCGCCGGUAAUCAAAGCUGCGAACGACAGGUGAAUCUCGAAUCCCGGGAAUAUCGAUCGAGCCGAUCACUCGUCCAACUUCAGCCCAAUCGACUAUAUCGUGCACCUCCACCACCUUAAAAUCGCGGUCGGGGAUCCAUCCAUCGGCGCGCUUGACUCAUCGCGAAGUAUAUAUUUAUAGCUAGUGUGCGCUAUACGUGUGGCGAGUGAGGUGUUUUCCGUGUUCUCCCACCGUCGAUCGAAAUCUCCGCCGCCGCGAGCGUUAACGCUUAAUUAAAACGCGGCAGUACUGUCCGGCGCGUCGUUCUGCUACUAUACUGCCCGCACAAAGCAGUCAGCUCUCCAGUUUAUACAUCGAGUCAUCAGAGAACCAGUGCGUUAUUUUCUUCCCCGUUGACGAGACAGUGAAGUGAAAAAUCAGCCAAGAUGUGCGCGAAAAUGGCUUUCCAGCAUCAGGCUGGCACAGCGAUGGAGUGCCUCAGCAUCCCAAUUACGCUUCAUAAAGAGACUGAAAUAAAUGCAAAUGGAGAGGAAGUUAAGAAGUGUGGUUUCAAAAUAGGAGGAGGGAUCGACCAAGACUUUAAACGAAGUCCUCAAGGCUAUACGGAUAAUGGCAUAUACGUAACAGAAGUUCAUGAAGGUUCUGCUGCAGCAAAAAGUGGCUUAAGAAUGCAUGACAAAAUAUUACAAUGUAAUGGCUAUGAUUUUACUAUGGUAACUCAUAAAAAGGCAGUUGGAUACAUUAGAAAGCAUCCUGUGCUAAAUCUUUUGGUAGCUCGCAAAGGAGUAACAAGUACUUAAAAUGGAUAGCAGAUGAAGAUGUGCUGCCUUUUUUUGGAUCUUUAUAAGACUCUUUCUAAACAUGUAAAAGCGUUUGCUACUGACUUUUUACAUUAUUAUAUAUGCAUUUAUAAAUCAUUUCAUUUGAUGAUUAAUUAGACUUUUAUAUAUCGAUUCAUAUAAAAUCAUUCCGAAUAAGAUAUUAUAUAGAAGUUCAUCUGCAUUUGAUAACAAUAUUCAGAAGUAUACAGUCCAGAUUAAACUUUUGCAGUAUUAUAAUCAAGUAUUGAUACAAUAUAAAAAACAAAGAGUAGAAACAUAAAAGCUAAGCCUUAAAAGCACAUCUUACAAGAGAACUUAUGUCCAAAGUAUUAUACACAGUUGAUGUAAUAUUAUUACUAAAGAAUAUCUGUAAAUGUAUAUAAUUGAUAUUUGAAGGAGAUUUAACCACUAAGUUUAAACAAAUGCAAUUUUAUUAAUAAUGACAUGUUAAUUAGAUCAACGAAAAUGUACUGCCAAAAAAGAUUCCGUCUAUAACUCACUAAGAGUAUGCAAAUUAUUUUUCAAAAAAGAAUCCUUUAUUUGUUAAUUUUAAUCGUUGAUAAACUCAAGCAGUUGGUUUAAUGAGUUUAAUAUGUUAACAAGCACUAUUAUAUCAAAAUCAUAAUUUUUUGCACUUAAGAAGGCCUAAUAUUAAACACAAUUCUUUGUGUGGCAAUUCCUCUACAACUGAUUGAUUUUUGCAGCGAUUUUACACAAAUUUAACUCGUGUCUUCAGUGACUGAAAAGGUGAUCAAAUGAAAUUGUCUAUAAUUUUUAUAAUUUAUCUACAUAAAUUUUUACAUAAUUGAAAUUUUAUGACAAUCUAUUACGAGAAUUUUGUGAUGUUCAAUUUAUUGAUUGGAAUGAAAAUUGAUCUUCCAUUGCAUAAUUAUAUUAUAUGACCUAGUCUUCUAUAAGAUCAGGGCUAAUGAAAUGGUAAAGGACUGAGCGAUCAGAACAAAUGCUCUUCGCUAUUGUUAUGUAUUAUGUUUGUUUCCAAACUUUAUAAUACCAUGUUAUAUGUAGAGUAGCAAUAUUUAUUUCUUCGAAUGUUUGUACUAUAACAUACAGCGAUAUACAAAAAUCAUGAAUCUGCACAAUGAAGCAGGUAAAACGACUAUUAUACAAUUUACACUUGUGAAACUUCAAUUUCAACUAGUAUCAUCACCUUGACGAUAAUAAAAUACUAUUUCAAUGAAAA
This is a messenger RNA of Nasonia vitripennis (jewel wasp), 3106 nucleotides long. RefSeq names its product tax1-binding protein 3 homolog. The record is from RefSeq and is a predicted model, not a curated record. NCBI's taxonomy places the organism in Eukaryota, Metazoa, Arthropoda, Insecta, Hymenoptera, Pteromalidae. The transcript has 3 exons. Bases 1510 to 1884 code for a protein of 124 amino acids. Gene Ontology annotation, molecular function: protein binding.